CUUCCAAGAAUAUCCCACACAACCACUCGACAAACGUGUGACAUUUGUGAAACAGAGGAAAAACAAGACAGAGAAAUGGCCGCUACAAGCUCCUGCAAUUUCAACUGGGGAGUGAAUGGAAAAGGGACCCCUGAACAGCCUUGUUCUUCCUCAAAGUCCUCCCAGAUCCUCUUCUCUUCUAACUUAUCUUUUUGUUACAGUAACAUCAGAUAUUGCCUCUCUCUUCGUUCCCAUCAAACCCUUUUGUCCACUCGUUUCAACGAAACCAAGAAUUCAGCUUUUGUUGUGGCAUCAGCAAAGGCAGACCCAUUGAAGAUAAUGAUUUCCGGAGCUCCUGCUUCUGGUAAAGGUACUCAAUGUGAGCUCAUCACUAAGAAAAUGGUAAAGGAGCGUCUGCUGCUGCCAGACUCUCAAGAAAAUGGUUGGCUUUUAGAUGGAUACCCAAGGAGCUUAUUACAAGCAACUGCUCUUAAAGAAUUUGGCUUCCAGCCCGAUCUUUUUAUUCUCCUGGAAGUCAAUGAAGAGAUUCUUGUUGAAAGAGUGGUUGGACGUAGGUUAGACCCUGUUACUGGGAAGAUAUACCACCUCAAGUAUUCUCCCCCUGAGACUGAAGAAAUUGCUGCCAGGCUCACCCAACGUUUUGAUGACACUGAAGAAAAGGUGAAGAUGCGGUUGCAAACUCAUCAUCAAAAUGUGGAGGCAGUACUUUUAAUGUAUGAAGACAUUACACUCAAGGUUAACGGAAAUGUUCCCAAAGAAGAUGUGUAUGGGUUAACGGAAAUGUUCCCAAAGAAGAUGUGUUUGCACAAAUUGAUGGUGCUCUCACAAAAUUACUUGAGGAUAGGAAGUUGA
Populus euphratica (Euphrates poplar) is the source of this 852-nucleotide messenger RNA. Its product is annotated as adenylate kinase, chloroplastic-like. Gene Ontology annotation, molecular function: ATP binding; AMP kinase activity. The transcript is spliced from 6 exons. Gene Ontology annotation, biological process: nucleobase-containing compound metabolic process. Lineage: Eukaryota; Viridiplantae; Streptophyta; Magnoliopsida; Malpighiales; Salicaceae. The record is from RefSeq and is a predicted model, not a curated record. The coding region runs from base 76 to 852 and encodes 258 amino acids.